This is a messenger RNA of Condylura cristata (star-nosed mole), 1416 nucleotides long. RefSeq names its product immunoglobulin superfamily, member 5 (gene IGSF5). The transcript is spliced from 10 exons. Gene Ontology annotation, biological process: cell-cell adhesion. The record is from RefSeq and is a predicted model, not a curated record. The coding region runs from base 1 to 1416 and encodes 471 amino acids. NCBI's taxonomy places the organism in Eukaryota, Metazoa, Chordata, Mammalia, Eulipotyphla, Talpidae.
AUGAGACUGGUCCGGGCAGGUGAGGCCACCGGCAAGGUGGACACCCGCAACCUGCAGACAGAGCCCAAGCCUGAGCCCGAGAGCCAAGUCCUCAUCCGAGUCCGGAAGCCUGAGAGCAGGAGUCCGAGCGCAGGGACACAGGAGCUCCAGCUACUGCAGCUACACAGAGAAACUGCCUCCGCUGGCCUUGCUGCUCAGGCCUUCCUGGCUGGGGACGCCCCACCGUCCAUCACAGCUGCCUUCAGACCUUUGCCACAACUGGAAUUCGAGUGUGACUAUGCUUUAUGUACAUGUCGGGAAGGACAUGUGCAGAUGGAGGGCCGCUGGACUGGCGUCUGGGCGGCGCUGGCCGUGCUGCUGGGGCUGGCAGCUCCUGGGAGCAGCUAUGAGGUCGUGGCCGGCCCCAGGAACGCCACGGUGCUGCUGGGCUCGCAGGCCCGCUUCAACUGCACCGUGUCGCAGGGCUGGAAGCUGCUCAUGUGGGUCCUGGACGGGAUGGUGGUCCUGAGUGUCACGCCCCAGGGGCCCAUCGACACCAGCGAGCGCUUCACCGCGGAGAGCUAUGACGUGGACGGCAACUUCGUGUCCGAGAUGGUCAUCCACGACGUCAUGGGGACCCUACACAUCCCCACGGACCGUCCUGUUGUCAAGGACGAACCUUGUAAUGUGACCUGCCGUGCCUCAGGCUGGACCCCCCUCCCGGACAUUUCCUGGGAGGUCGGGGUUCCUGUGAGCCACUCCAGCUACUACUCCCUCCCGGAGCCUGACGACCUUCACAGCGCAGUGAGUGUCCUGACCCUCACGCCCCAGGGCGACGGCCCGUUGACCUGCGUGGCUCGCUUCAAGGAGCUGAUGGCCCACAAGGCUGUCACUAUCAACCUGACUGUGGUUCCACCCGCGUCCCAAGCGCAGGGCGUGGAGCCUGGCCAUGACUUCGCGGCCUCAGAGGCCUGCCGCCGGCGGCCUUGUCUGCCUCCUGGAGUGCCAGCGGUCGCAGUCAGGGGACCCCUGGACCGUGUCACGGGCCAGGCAUUCACUGGCAGCAGCGGCCCGGCGGAGCCACACGUCUCGCUGCCCAUCUGGGCCAUCGCCCUGCUGGCGGCCUCCCUGUCGCUGCUGCUGAUUCUGGUGAUCGUCCUGAUGAGCGUGCUCUGCUGCUGUCGCGGCUCCAGGAGGGAGAAGAAAGAAUCGAGCUAUGAAAGAGAAAUAAGGAAAUCUGCCAACCUGAAGUCGAGUGAGACCUCUGAGGCGAAGUCAAAGGGCGGGAACGAGAACUACGGCUACCAGGAGGAGGGGCCGCAGCCCACAGCCACCACGUCCCUCCCGUCGAAGCUCUGUGCGCGGGGUGCCCCGGACCACAGUGCCGGCAAGCAGCCAGGCCCGGUAAGUGGCCCACUGCCCUCCGCCGGCCUCUGA